AUGGCUUGUGCCGUAGCGGCUAAUUUUGACACGUCACCGAUUGUUAACGAAGUACUCGGAAAAAGCGCUGAAGUACCACCGGGAACAAAAAAGACAUUCUACGUUAGAGAGAAGCCGAUACUAGUGAUAAAUGAUAACGGAAGUCUGUACGCAGUCACUGGUAUUUGCACUCACUACAAUUCUUCGCUGGAGAAUGGCAUCUACUCUAAAGGUAGAAUUCGUUGUCCACUCCACGGUGCGUGCUUCAACGUAAGAACUGGUGAUAUUGAAGACUAUCCUGGUUUUGACAGCUUGUUUUCCUACGAAGUAAAAGAUAUCAACGGUGACCUCAUUCUGAAUACCACUGAAAAACAGUUGGAGAACACGAGGCGAACUCGGAAGCCCACUGUCACUGCAGUGUCUGAUGAUGUUCCCAUUAUUGUUGUCGGUGGAGGAGUUAGUGCUGCAUCAUUUGUUGAACAUGCCCGCCUCAACGGUUGUUCAACACCUAUCACAAUGAUCACAGACGAUCGCCUACCACCGUACGAUCGAGUUCUCCUUAGUAAGGUAAUCAAAAACUGUGCUAAAAACUAUGGAAUAAAACAAAUCAGGGAUACAGUGGACUUUUUGCAAAUAUCUCAGCAACGUUGUGGAAUUGACGUCGAUGUGGCUCACCGUUUGGUGUAUUUGUCAAGCGGUGAAUCAAUGAAAUACUCUAAGUUGGUGUUGGCCCUUGGAUGUGCAGCAAGAGAACUAACUAUACCUGGCGGAAAUCUGAGGAAUGUCUACACUCUACGAGUCGUUGAUGAAGCUAACGCCAUAGCCGAAGCUUCUAUUGGAAAACAUGUUGUUUGCAUUGGUGGAUCCUUCAUAGGAAUGGAGAUAGCGUCAUCGCUUCUCCUUACAGCGGCUUCUGUCACUGUCGUGUGUGCAACCGAAGAACCGUUGCCGGCCUUCGGCCCAGACAUCGGCAGGGUUAUUAGACAUAAUGUGUAUGGCUUAUUUUAUUACUUAAUAUUGCUUCUAAACUUAACGAAAUUUAAUAUUUUAAUCAAAUCAUUAAAGAUCAAUAUUUGCAAUAUUUGCUGCCAUUCAGGAGUUGAACCACCGACGGAAUGGCUAAAAAACACCUCCAUAGAGAUGGACGAGCGAGGGUUUAUCAAAGUGGAUCGACUUUUUAGGACGACUGCCGACUGGGUUUAUGCCAUCGGUGACGUCGUCAGUGCACCGUUACCCUUAUGGGAUAUCGAUUCCAUCAAUAUUCAGCACUUCCAGACCGCUCAGACACAUGGGCAGCUACUCGGCUACUCGAUUGUCGGCCGACCGUUUCCGCAUCCGGUAGUGCCGUUUUUCUGGACGGUGUUGUUUUUCGAGUUUGGCGUUAGAUUCGCAGGUAUGUUUCAGAUUUUUUUGUUCAGAGCAAGAAAUUAUGAUGGAAGUAGACUUUCCCUAUUAUCAUCCUCGGACAAGGAUGGAUAA
Molecule: messenger RNA, 1458 nt
Organism: Angiostrongylus costaricensis
Lineage: Eukaryota; Metazoa; Nematoda; Chromadorea; Rhabditida; Metastrongylidae
Source: the annotation of a GenBank genome assembly